ACGAAUUACUCUAGCCACAAAGGUCAUGUGUGCCGUUAUAUGUCUCCUCAGCUUCAAUGCAGGGCGUUAUUGCACCUAUAGGAGUAUAUAAAAAAUCAGGGAUCCAAAUAUAAAUAGUUCUUUAUGUAUACCAAGGUUUUCAAUUUUUAUCAAUGUGACGUUAUUGAAAUUGAUUUGAAAUUUGAGAGAUUCGUUUUGUUUCAGCUUAGCUCGAAAUGCGCGCCUUGGUAGUUUCAAUAUGGGUAUUCAUAAAUUUGGUAUUUUUUGGAAUGUGCGGUUAUAUGUAUCUACUUUGGUCUCAGUAUUGGGUUAGUUUGGACGCAGAAGAGAAAAGCACUACUUCCACAUACGACCAACAAAUAUAUUUUUAUAAUAGAGGAUAUUAUCCUUCAGAUGCUAAAAAUCAAACUGUAACUAUUCCUGAUGUGAAAGACUUACUAAAACAGAGUCAAUCUUUAGUUAAAGACAACGCCAGUUCAGUUACCCUAAUCAAAAAUAGUAUGCCCAGGUUUCCCAAUUUGCAGCCGCAAAAUUUGGAACUCGGUACGAAAAAAUACAGAUGCAUCGAAAGCGAUACGCCAAACGACUGUGAUAGAAAAACGUCUGAAUUUAAAGAUAACUUAAUUAAAGAACUAAGAAGAGUUUUUACCGAAGAGACUAAUGUUCUUAAACCUGGCAACGAAAAUCGGUAUAAUGUACAAUUCAGAGGAGUUAGAGGCAAUUAUAUGGACAAAACUCCAAGUCAAUUGAGGUGUGACUUGUUAAAUGUACCGUUCACCACUUUAAAGAGGUUUGAUGUACGAUCCCACAUUUUAAAAGAUUAUUUACCGAAAAGAGGCUUCUUCGAGAACAAACGUUUCAACACAUGUGCGAUUGUCUCCAGCGCUGGAGCCUUGAAAGGAUCUAAUCUCGGAAAAUUCAUAGAUUCUCAUGAUUUGGUUCUUCGAUUCAACAAUGCUCCAACAAAAGGCUUCGAAGAAGACGUCGGUCGCAAAACUACCGUUCGUCUUUUGAACUCCCAGGUCGUCACCAAAGAUCAGUUCAAGUUUUUGAAAUCUAAUCUUUUUAAAAACAUUACGAUCGUUGCUUGGGACCCCAGCAACUUCACUUCUACCCUAUCGGAAUGGUUGGCAAGGCCAGAAUAUAACUUGCUACCUAAUUAUAUUGAGUUCAAGAAGUCCAACCCAAAGGCGAAGGUGUAUUUGGUGAAUCCGUUGGACGUGUGGAGAAUGUGGGAGUUUCUGCAGGAGAAUUCGCCCGGAAGGUUGAGAAGGAAUCCGCCCCUCUUCAGGAUUUAUAGGCAUGAAACUUCUGCUAGAUGUGUGCAAAUGGAUCGACUUCUUUGAGUACGUCCCUUCAGCAAGAGCCACGAAACGUUGUCACUACUACGAUCCUGAGAACAACCCCCGCCUGUACAUUUGGUGUAUGGCAUCCCUUAGCGGCAGAAAAGUUACUUACGUAUUACAUUAACAGUGCCAGUGAUAAAGAUGUCUUUCAAAAAGGAUUCGCCAGGAUCGCGGGACUUGAUAGCAGUGGCUGUGGAGAGUUGAAGGCAUAGUGUUGUGAUCUUGUGAUGUAUUUGUUUUAGUAAAAAAUGUUGUGAAAUUCGAUUUACGAUCUUUACCAUUCUUCUGAGUAGCAGGUAGUGCAAAAUACCAUUCUAGAGGUGUAUAAAAUUAAGUUGAUAGGCCUGACUCAGAGGCACAAGAUUUCCGAGUGCAGCUACAUAUCACAUAUGACCAGUACAGACAACAAUAAAGGUGACUGUACGGAAUUGUGAUAGGGAAUAACCAAGGAAAAUUAGGCAGUUCCCCUAAAAAAUGUCUAAUAUUCCUGAGCUAAUCCGAAUCCAAAUUUCAAACUCUGUGGAAAAAGAUAAUCACCUCUAAUCUCUAUCUUAGAUGUUCAACAGGAGGAUAUUGAGGUUUUCUUGAUAUUUAGAUAUGGUAUUAUUGUAUAUUUCCCAACAUUCACGAUCCUCAGAAAAUAUAGUCAUUUUAACCAAUAGAAUAUAUUACGCAAAAAACGUUCAAAGAAAUAGAAAAUUACGAAUAUAGAAAAUAAGUUCGGAUAGGGCCCAUAGGUAUCGGCAGGGGGAAAGGGUAAGGGGUGGUGGAGGGAGUCAAAGAUAGGUGAACAGGCCAAGAAGAUGAUUGAUAUUUUUUCAAAAUCAUAAAUGUUGAUCUCAACAUAUCAAGAUGAAAAUGUUAGUUUUAUUUUUUUAAGUUUUUCCAGAAUCUCGGAGUGGCCACCCACAAAAUAUCUUGAAAGAAAUGUAACUGUUUCGAAAAAAACGGACAACUUUUUCGUGCUUGUCAGUGGUCUGAGGGGAUCCACAUAGACUUAUAUUUUCUACUAGAAUUGUGGAAAGGGUACAACUUUUUAGAAAAUUAUGCAAAAAACGUUGUUUUCACCUUAGGAACUAUAAAGUAUGAUAGCGGCAAGAAUGAUUUCGAGUAUUAUCUAGUUUUAUUUUUUUGAAAUCAACAUGUGUCUGACUAUGGACAACGCCAAAGAUGCGUUUUCUUGUUUGUAAGAAGGAAGGUAACGUUUCUUUCCAUACAUUUUGUGAUUCGUCACAAAAUAAAUAUUUGUGUAUAUCUCUUCAUACAAUCCGAAACGACCAUUGAAUUUUUAAAACAGGUUUUAAAUGUUGGCUGACAUCUAUGAGUUUAAAAAAACACACACCGAAUUUUUCAAAACAUCGAUGUUCAAUAUUUAAUCGCAGGCCUCUGGGUCCCCUCUUAUAAAUGGCACUAGAAUAUUAUGAUGAACAAAUUACAUAGAGAAAUUCCCAAGUGAUGAAAUAUAGAGAUUCUUCGAUUCCCUUAUGAACUUUUAACAAGCGAAAUUAGUAGUAACAUUUUGGUUUGUAUCCACCAAGUUAAUAAUGAUAAAUGGUUUUUAAAAAACAUAAAUUUAUUGUAAUAUUCCCUACAAAAACACCUUAAAUCUACUAAUAUCUAGUAGUGUUCUUCCUGCCCAUAGUGAUCUGACAAUGUGUGAUCAUUUAGCUUAUUUUUAUUAAACAUCCU
Messenger RNA from Acanthoscelides obtectus, 3035 nucleotides. Lineage: Eukaryota; Metazoa; Arthropoda; Insecta; Coleoptera; Chrysomelidae. The record is from the annotation of a GenBank genome assembly.